AUGGACAAGAGAUUGAGAUCUGCCGGGUACAUUCCUGACCUAACUCAAGUCUUGGUAUGCAUCGAAGGGCAGAAGGAGAAGGAAGCUGAAUUGGCUAACCAUAGCGAGAGAUUCGCUAUCGCUUUUGGGCUAAUCAAUGUGAAACCAGGAAAACCUAUUCGGAUUGUGAAGAACCUUCGAGUCUGUAAUGAUUGCCACUCUGUUACUAAAUUACUCUCAGCCAUAUAUGAUCGUGAAAUUAUUGUAAGGGAUAAUAGCAGAUACCAUCAUUUCAGAAAGGGGACUUGCUCGUGCAAAGACUAUUGGUUAUAUGGUCUUUGUAGAGAAAUGUUACAACUUAAAUUUUCAGAAGUUCGUUGUAGGAUUGUAACAGUAGACUCGAGUACUUUCUAA
Molecule: messenger RNA, 393 nt
Organism: Papaver somniferum (opium poppy)
Lineage: Eukaryota; Viridiplantae; Streptophyta; Magnoliopsida; Ranunculales; Papaveraceae
Product: pentatricopeptide repeat-containing protein DWY1, chloroplastic-like
Exons: 2
Coding region: 1-393 (130 amino acids)
Molecular function (GO): zinc ion binding
Source: RefSeq, a predicted model, not a curated record